Molecule: messenger RNA, 2461 nt
Organism: Hermetia illucens (black soldier fly)
Lineage: Eukaryota; Metazoa; Arthropoda; Insecta; Diptera; Stratiomyidae
Product: protein 5NUC-like
Exons: 7
Coding region: 523-2334 (603 amino acids)
Biological process (GO): AMP catabolic process
Cellular component (GO): plasma membrane
Molecular function (GO): metal ion binding; nucleotide binding; 5'-nucleotidase activity
Source: RefSeq, a predicted model, not a curated record
CCAGUCUCUAGUUUUGAUUCAAACUGUGCGGGUACGAAGGCUUGCUGGAUUGAUUGACGCUGUCUCCGUUUUGAAUUUGCACUCCUCCAAAAUUAUAGGUGUAUUUGUUGCAUGUCAAUCAUUAUGCUGAUUACGAGUACUCGGAUUACAAUUAUAAGACGUGUUGCGGCUCUAGAGGUGAAAUUGGCUACGGACAUCUAAUUGUUAAUCUAUGAACGAAACGCAGACUAGGUUCAGUUGUAUUGAAUAGUGUGUACGCCUACGUAGUUAGGAAGUUAUAGUUUUAUAAAAAUCCAGUUUAGAAUCCAGAAAUAAUAAGAAUAAUCCUCUCAUUAUUCAAACCGGUUUCUGUUACUUUCUUGAAGUGUUUGAAUGAUGAAUGGAAAAAACAGGAGCAUGAAAUAUUAAAAGUUAAAUGUGUUUUCUGUGAUUAGAUAUUCGUUAAUAUCAAAGGAGGUAUCCAGUAACUGAGUUUAAGUGGUGAGUAAUAGUGGUGGAAAAGUGAUUUUUACUAUCCAUGCUAUGAAGGAUUUGUGGCGCAUCGACAUGUCGAAAUUUUCACGGUAUCCGUUGAUAGGAUUUCUAAUACUCUGCGCUUCACUGCAAUGGGUCCAGUCAGCUCCUAUUGAUUCAUCCGGAAUCGAGUUUAUCGUUUUGCACAACAAUGAUAUGCAUGCGCGUUUUGAACAAAUUGGAGUUUUGGGUAACCGAUGCCGUCCAGAGGAUAUUGCUUCCAACAAUUGUUAUGGAGGAUUUGCAAGAGUGGCACAUGAGGUGCGACAAUUCCGACAACAAGCAUCCCAACCUGGUGGAACCCCUGUGGUAUACCUGAAUGCUGGUGACACAUACUCAGGAACUCCCUGGUUCUAUAUUUAUAGAGACAAUAUUACAGCGGAAUUUAUGAAUGCACUUCAUCCGGAUGCAAUUUCGCUAGGCAACCACGAAUUCGAUGACGGAGUCGAAGGUCUAAUUCCUUUCCUGAAUAAGGCUACCUUUCCAGUUUUGGUAGCAAAUCUGAAUCUAACCAAUCAACCUGGAUUAGCAGCUACUAAAGCACUGAAGCCAUCAACUAUUCUCGAUGUUGAAGGUACAAAAGUCGGGGUAAUAGGAUACCUCACUUCUGAAACUGGCGACCUUAGCUUGGCCGGCAACUUAAUAUUCUCCCCCGAAAUUGAUGCUAUAAACAAAGAGGCUGAGCGUUUGAAGCAACAAGGAAUAAAAAUAAUCAUCGCCCUUGGCCAUUCCGGGUUUGGCAUAGAUCAGGAAAUUGCCAAAAACUGUCCACUUGUAGAUAUUGUUAUCGGCGGCCAUACAAAUACCUUUUUAUAUACUGGAAAAGCGCCUGAUGUCGAAAAACCAGAGGGACCUUAUCCCACGAUCAUUGAACAGCCCAGCGGCAAGAAAGUUCCAGUAGUUCAAGCUUAUGCGUAUACCAAAUAUUUAGGUCAUCUCAAAGUCAAAUUUGACAAUGAAGGCAACCUUCUUGAAUGGAAUGGCAAUCCGAUACUCUUGAAUAGGGAGGUUCCUCAAGACUCUGACAUUCUAAAACUUUUGGAUGUUUACCGUGCUGGUGUUGAAGACCAAGAACAGACCGUAGUUGGCCAUACUAAAGUUCUUUUGGACGGCGAUGAGAAAAAUUGCCGCGAGAAAGAGUGUAACCUUGGCAACAUGGUCGCAGACGCACUCGUUUAUGCAAGAGUAAAGGAAUACCAAGCAGAAAGCGAAGAAUUCUGGUCGGAUACAGCGAUCGCAUUCAUGCAAGGAGGAGGUAUUCGAACUUCCAUCCCGAAGAAAGAGGAUGGACGAAUCACAAGAAGCGAUCUUAUAGAAGUACUACCUUAUGGUAACAAAUUAGUAAAGGUGCAGGUCACUGGGCAAACAAUUCGUGAUAUGUUAGAAAAGUCAGCAUCAAAGAUGGGACAAUAUUAUGGGGGUUUCCUUCAGAUGUCUGGCGUUCAUGUAAUCUAUGAUGCAUCCGCACCCGUUAAUCAAAGAGUGAAAAGCGUUCGUGUUUUAUGCGCCCAGUGUAAUAUUCCGAGAUAUUCUGAUUUAGAGGACGAAAAGUUUUAUAAUAUAAUUAUAACGGAUUAUAUUCUAAGUGGUGGCGAUGGGUAUUCGAUUACUCAUAAUGGGGCCGUGAAAACUCUGACCUAUAACGACCUAGAAGCUGUAGAAGACUACAUUAAAGAUAGAACUCCUGUCUACCCGGGCGUGGAGUGGAGGAUUCGUAUCGAAGGAGAACCCGGAGAGCCAGGAGGCGGAGAUGGUGUGGGACACAUAGUAGCAUCCGGUUUGUUGAUUCUUACUUCAAUGUUGUUGCAUUUUUUGCAUUAAAAUAAAGUACAGUAUUUUAUUGGUAGUAGAUUUUGGUAGUUUCCGUUGUUUGUUAAUUAUUUCCUAAUUUUCCUUGUUAUUAUUUAUUUUGAUGUAGCAUAUGCUUUAAUAGAUUAGUUGACAUUGA